Molecule: messenger RNA, 4507 nt
Organism: Mizuhopecten yessoensis (Yesso scallop)
Lineage: Eukaryota; Metazoa; Mollusca; Bivalvia; Pectinida; Pectinidae
Product: E3 ubiquitin-protein ligase NEDD4-like
Exons: 7
Coding region: 222-1109 (295 amino acids)
Molecular function (GO): ubiquitin-protein transferase activity
Source: RefSeq, a predicted model, not a curated record
AGUACUGUACUUGUAACAGCUCUCUGCUCUUGUUUCAUCUUUAUUUUUCAGAAUCCUAUGAUGGUUGGACGUACCACUACCAGAGCAAUGUUAGCUCAAUUUCAUUUUAAGGAUCACAACCUAUAAACCCACUACCCUCAAGACAAGCAUCAUCUACUACUCCUCAAGAUAUUGACUUGAUAGAGGUCAUUGACUCUGAAGAUGAGGAGCUAGAACAAGUUAUGGAUGCAAGCUUCAAACCUGUAAUCUCCAGUACUAGAACAUCCAGCAAUGCAGACAUUAAAUCUCUGCUUGAGGCAUUUCAAAAGAAAAUAAAUAAGUUUGAUAAACAGGAAAUAAUUGUCUACUGGAAGAGAGUCCUUGAGUCUGCCUUUAGGGCUCUUAAACGUCCCCAUUUUGACGUUAAGUGCAAACUUUACGUUAAGUUCAGUGGGGAAAUUGGAAUGGACCAUGGAGGUCCAAGGAGGGAAUUUUUCAGACUUGCAAUUCAUGAAUUAUCAGAGAAGUCGGGCCUGUUUGAGGGUGCUGAUGACCAGAAAGUGUUCAGACACAACCUUGAGGCUUUGCAGGAUGGAUGCUACCGCCUGUCUGGAAAAUUGGUUGGAAUGAGCCUGGCACAGGAUGGACCAGCGAUGGGUUUUCUCAACAGAGAUGUUUUUAGGAUGAUGACAGGUCUAGAACCUGAUCUCCAAGAAUUUGAUCUCCAACUGAUUCCAGAAACUGAUAUCAGGAAUAUUCUUCAACAACAUGGGGACUGGAUGCUGGACCAGGGAGUUAAUAACUGUUGGCAUCUGAAGAUUGCAGAUAUUCCAAAAAGCAUCCAUGCCUUGGUAAAGCAAACAAUUUUCUACAGAACAGCUUCUGAAAUUCAACAGUUUGCUAGAGGGAUGGAUGACGUGUGUGGGUUGACAACAGAGAUGAAGAGGGACCCUUACAAAUGGGAAGACCUCUUCUGCAAGGUUGGAGAGGCGCUAACCAAGGAAAAAUUCCUUGAGGAGUGCGAGGAUAAGUGGAGUGUUGAAGGCAGCAACAGAAGGGGGAGGGAGGAGGUACAAAAUAUGCGUUUGAACUGUUCCUUCAGGACAUUGAGGAAAGUGCUGUUCCUGUGAGGUUUGGAGACCUUCUGAUUUUCAUAAAAGGAGCUGAAAAGAUCCCUCCAGCUGGGUUUGGGAGUUCCAUUGAAAUACAAUUUUAUGAUCAAGAGGAAGGAUCUGUCAGGAUGCCAUUUUCCUCUACAUCUGCUUUGACUUUAAGCUUACCUCGUGGUACUGAUCCAGACACUUCGCGAGAUCUGUUGAUCAGGGCUUUGAAGGAGUGCAUGGGAUUUGGAAAGUGCUAAAAGUCAUAGCUGAUCAUGAUUGUGCCUUUAACCUGAUAGUGAUACUAUAAUAUUGUAGAAAGCUUCCACUGUAGAACGCAUGUAUGUUGACACAUACUUAAUUCUGAAUAUGUUGUCUCUCUGAGAAUACUACUAGGAUUGUCCUGCUCAGUGUUUCAAAAAUCACUCAGUAACUGACUAUGUAUUGUGAAUUAACAAUUUUCUACUGUGUUAACUUGUUCUUGUGACUGCAGGAGAGGCCUACUUUGAACUUUACUUAAUUCUGAAUGUGCAUACACAUAUCUUGAACUUAUAUCUUUUAAUUAUCAUUAUUAUUUUACCAAACAACACAAGUUGGGUAUUCCGAAAAGUCACAGAUGCAUUUAUCUACACACUGAACUUUGGCACAUGUAAAUAUAUAUAUAUGGUGUUAUUAAAAAUUUAGCAAACUUUGUUUUUAAAGCUAAUGAAAGAAGAACUAAUUUGUUGUUUAAUGGCUGAGGUGAAUAGGUUAGGAUGAAGUGGAUGUUUCUGGAUCCUCAGACACUGGCAAAUGUUGUUUGGAAAUUUAUAAGAUCUGAAACAAAUGAAUACCAGAAUUUGUUAGAUAGUCGUAUUAUUUGUUUUCUGUGUUGCCUGACGUGGCAUGGCAGAUGCUUGGGGCUCACUUGGUCGUACGUCGUGGGUUGUUGUAGUGUACGUCGUGGGUUGUUGUAGUGUACGUCUGUCAUAAUUCCAUUUUUAAGUAGAGUUGGGGCACCUCUCUGCAUUCGAAAAUUUUGACAUUGACAGAACUUUAUAUGUGUUUUGUUAAUAUAAGGGGAACUCAGGUUUAUGAUUAAACAUUAUAAUGCAGUGCAGGUGGAUCUAGACAUCAAUGUCCUAUAAACUUAAAUGACAUGCGUCCCUGUACCUAGGUGGAUAUACCUAUAUUAUUUAGAUAUAUGUAAAUGCUAAAUUGGCUACAUCACAAUGUCCAUGAGCUGAAAAUGUACCAUUUGUAACUGUUACCAUUCAAUUAUGUAUGUUGGUUAUGCUGCACAAAGGCAUGUAUGCCUAUUGCUUAAUAAAGGUUAUGAUUAUGAUAUAUAAGUGGAAAGAUGUUGAGGGAUACAAGGCCUUUUGUAUUGUAUUAAAGUACAUGUCAAUAAACCAUAUUGUCUCAGUCCUUGAAAACAACUCUGUCAGAAAUAUAUGCCACUUGUUCACUCGAUGACCCCUUGGGCAAUAUUUGUGACUCACGAUAGAUUAUGUAACCAAUAUGUAUGACAAACAAACCUGGCAAUAUCCUGAUGUAACAUACACGAGGCUCAGAGAGAAGAAAAAUAUAAGUUAACAUUUGCUUGUCAUUACUGUGUAUUCCUUAGUUCUAAUUCUAAUCAAAUUUGCAAAAUAAGAAUGAUACAAAAGUCCUAGUGGGCCUGUAUGGCUUAAAUUCCUGGUUACAUUAAUUACAAAAUAAAUUACAUUAGUAUGCAUUAACUCAUUUGAUGAGAUUUCAGGGCUUGACAUUUGUGUGAAGUCCCAUCAAAAUCAAUGGAAAAUUGUAUUUUCUAGGGCUAGGAAUACAGCAUGGAAUUUAUAUACAUAGUAAUGGUCACUUUGAAUUUUCACCUAGUACUUUAUGUUGAUUAAAUGAAUGAAAGGACAAUUUGUUCAAGAGACUAUACCACUCGUUUAAUAUUCAAUGUGAUGAGUGUUAAAAUGUAUUCUGCCUUUGGUUUCCCUGACAUUAAACUAUUGCUUUCUUCCUCCUUUUUAUACGUGCGUCAAAACAUUUGACCAGACGUAUUAUUAUGGCAUCGGCCAGCAGCAUAUUUUGUCUGGAGAUCUCCUUGCUCAAUUUUUGACCUAUCUUUUAGAAACUUUUUUUUUAAAAUAAGAAUUUUGAUUUUCACAAUUUUUUAAAUGGUUAUUGCCCUUUGUUAAUUUUCGGCAUUGAAGUCUUGUCCGGAGAUCUCCCCCAGUUUUUGACUAAUAGAAUUUAUUAUGAUGAUAUUUAGUUUUAAUAUGCUUUCCAAUUAGGAUUUGUAUACGCCCGUCUUAUGACGGGACAUAUUAUGGUAUGGCGGUGUCCGUCCGUAAAUUUUUUUUGUCCGGAGAUCUCCUACAGUUUUCGACUGAUCUUUUUGAAACAUGGUAGACUUUAUUAUCAAGACAUGUAGGUGUGUUUUCCUGUUCGGCAUUUUGAUUCGACAAUUUUUGAAGGAGUUAUUGCCCCUUGUUGUUUUCGGUAUUUCAAUCUUGUCCAGAGAUCUACAGUUUUGGACAGAUCUUUUUGAAACUUGGUGGGCUUUAAUAUCAUGACAUUGUUAGUUAUUACACGACGUCAUCAAUAGAUAGAUAAUACACAAUAGUGAAGGGCGGGUGAGCCCUUCUUAGAUGUUCUAACUUUAUAGAUAUGCUGUGAUUAUUAAAAAUGUCUUUCUCUGAAAUUCAAACUUAUUGUUCACAUGUAGUUUUAUAUAUAUUGGUAUUUCCGUAGAGGAUUUUAUGAUAUUUAUGAAUGCAAUAAACAUGCAUAAUAUUAUAGUGUUUUUGUUAUAUAUUCGUAGAGUGUUUGUUUGAUUAAUUUAGUUCAUCCUGGCACCAUGUGCCGCUUGACAGCGACACAUUUGUUGGCUGUUUUUCUCUUCCGCCCUCACUUGAAGUGUCUGACGAUGAAGUGGUGUCACUUAUCAUCAGGUCUUCUUUGAGAGUGUCCAUUGUUUCCUCCAUGAUUGGUCUGAUUGUAGAUGCCGGUCCCGAAGUUGUUAUUCCGGUGGCCGGUCGUACUUUGAAUUUUACAUUGUCCAAUUGUUUUUUGGUUAAGGCUUCCGCCGGUUUGUGCCAUUUAUUGUGCACCGCGGCUUAGUCCUUAGUUGUUUCUUCCCUCACUUCUGGUUCGAUUUUAUAUAAGGGGUGUUCAUUCUGUUGGUGGCGUUUACAAUGUUCUCUCCUGCCGUAUGCCUGUUUGCAAAUUUUGCAAACAUAACUUGUCUGCUUUCCUCUGCCGUGUCCGAGAUUAACAGAGAAGACCUGAUGAUAAUAACUAACAAUGUAAAACUGCACCCCAUUUUUAGUACUUCAGGGGCUGAAAUAUCUUGAAAAAAUGUCCUGAUGAAGACUCGCACAUAGAGUCGAAACUAGUUGACCGUAAUAAAAACCCACGCAUUGGUAACGCUUGAGCGUGUUGUGAUUGAAACCUAC